Messenger RNA from Triticum aestivum (bread wheat), 5889 nucleotides. RefSeq lists its product as uncharacterized. The record is from RefSeq and is a predicted model, not a curated record. The transcript is spliced from 8 exons. NCBI's taxonomy places the organism in Eukaryota, Viridiplantae, Streptophyta, Magnoliopsida, Poales, Poaceae. Bases 2790 to 5636 code for a protein of 948 amino acids.
AUACUCGCACCACUCAUCCCCUUCUCUCCCCCGUCGCUCUCCGUUCCCCAUCCCACCGUCUCCCAUCUGCUCCACGCCCCCAGCUCCCCACCGCGGUACCGCCGUCCCAAGCUCGCCGGCGCCACCCUAUCCUAUCCUCGCCAUCGCGCGCGUUUGCUGCCGCGUCGCGACAUCGGCAGCCACGUCGCCGAGACUCCGCCUGGUCAACUCUGGUUGGGAGGUGGUGGCGCGUCCGUACCGCGGGGAGGUGGUGGCGGGGGCGCAGCCAUUUGCGAGCAGCAGAAGUGGUCGUGGUCGGGGAGAAGAGGGCUGCACUGAGGAGGCGCCGGCAUCGAUGGCAGGGCGCGGAGGCGCACCUCGAUUCAGGAGACGCGCGCGCAGGAGGCGAGGUUGUCGCUUGUCCGGCAAGAGCCAACGCAGGCGGCGGCGACGAGAGCGUUGUCGGCCGCAUCAGGGACGGGAUGCCCCCUCCCCCUCCCGCUCGCUCGAGUCGUAGCGCGUCGAGCUCGAAAUGGUCGCGAGCUUGCUGGCUAAGCAGGGGCUGAGAGGUGGUGCACGCCAGGGAGAGGGCUGGGCUCGCCAUCGAUUUUGCCUACCUCACUCUGCAGGGACACCGAUUUUUAGCAGUGUCAUCGGCGCCAGCCAGAGACAAUUCAUCAGUACCCCCUGAUUCUCGCCCUCUAGCAUUUUUUCCCUCUCAAUGUUUUCCGUGAUGCAUCAGCACUCCCUACUCGCCUUGAUACUACAUUUUCUGGCUGAAACUAGUUGACAUGUUGUCAUAAUUAUCAGAAUAUGUUGCUUCUUUUAGCAGCAAACAAAACUGACCAAACUAGUUGUGUUUGUGGCAUGUGCGUCUCCGCGUUUUUGUUAGAUGCAUCAUUUUUUCCGUGCAAACUUCUGAAACUUCUGAAAUUGUUAGUUUGUUUGUUCCACGACAUAAGUAAGAGAUAAACGCUACAAAAACAUGGCAUUUUUUACUAAAAUGUUGUGGCAAUUAUUAGAAAAAUCAUAUGGCAAAUUUCAGAAAUUCACAAGUUUAUCAAAAAUACUUUUAUUCACACGACAAAUUUUAGUUUAAGUUGCCAUGGCAAUUUUUAGUUUAAGAUACUGUGGCAAAUUUAUUGUAAAGAGCAUGGCAAGUUUUUGUUUUAAAUAUGAUGGCAAAUUUACAUUUUUCAGAACAUGGCAAUUUUAACUAUGUAGCACAGUACAUAUAUUUGUAUAGCCAUGGCAUUUUUCAAUUUAUUUCCAUGACAAAAGUACUCCCCUUUUGCCAUGGCAAAAAUCAACCCAUUUUUGCCAUGGCAAAUUUUUACUCCAUUUUUGCCAUGGCAAGUUUAACUCCAUUUUUUUCAUGUCCAAAAUACGUUUAUUUUCACAUGGAAAAUUUUAGGUUAAGUCGCCAUGGCAAUUUUUAGUAUAAGUGCCAUUGCAAAUUUAUUGCAGAGAGCAUGUCAAUUUGAAUUCAAAUAUUAUGGCAAAUUUAAAUUUAUAGGACAUGGCAAAUUUUACUAUGUAGCAUCUUAAAUAUACUUGUGUAGCCAUGUCAUUUUUUAAUUUAAUUCCAUGGCAAAAAAGUACUACUUUUUUGCCAUGGCAAAAAAUUAAACUAUUUUUGCCACGGUAAAUUUUUGCUCCCUUUUUGCCAUGGCAAAUUUAGCUCCAUUUUAUGCCAUGGCAAACUUCUUUAAUUAACAUGUUCAAAAACAUGUAAACUUGCCAUGGCAAAGUUAUAGUUGUUCAAAAACAUGGCAAACUUUGCCAUGGCAACUUAUGUUGUUAAAAAACAUGGCAACCUUUUUGUAGAUGUUCACAAAUAUGAAUAAAAGACCAUGGCAAUUUAAAAUGUUCAAAAACAUGGCAAAGUUGCCAACUUGCCAUGGCAAACUUUAGUAUGUGCCAAAACAUGGUAACUUUUCUUAGAGAGUUUUUCUGGGGGGUUUUUCGUGUUUCAGUAUCUAAAUGGGCCUGUUUUUGUUAUGUCACUCGUGCAACAGGCCCACGCUGGUGUCUUUGUUAGGCUUUUUUUGUUGCAUACGCGAUAAGUGAUGAGUUUCUGGAAGUGUUCGGGCUGAGAGAGCUCCUGGGCCGAACGAAAUCAUUCGGUCGUUCCCCUGUCCAGCGCCAACGACUCGUUCGGGCAAUCCCUCCCCAGACCGAACGUUCGGCCGUUAUCGACGUCCAAAUCAUUUUGAAUUGUUUCAAUUUUUCUUUUGAAAAUGAUUCUGGGUGUUCACAUCACAUGAAUGUACAAUCCCUAAAAAUUCCAGGUCCAAAUUGGAGAUAUCUUUAGCAAUAAAAAUGACAAAUCCAACAUAAAUAGUGUUAGGAAAGACAAAAGUGAAAACGCCACUAUUCACAUUCAGAUUUGUAUUUUUUGUUUCUCGAUGUCUAUUUAAAAUUUGGACCUGAAAUUCUUAGGGGUUGUACAAUCGUGCAAUGUGAACAUUCAUAAUUUUUUGAGACAUUUAAAAUUGUUUUUUCUUGAAAUGAUAUCAUGAUAUCACCUAAAGGGUGGUAUCAUGUGAUAUUCUCGUGUUGGUUAGGAAAAUUCUUCAUCACUUUUCCGCAAAAAAAAAGAAAUUCUUCAGCACUGAAGACAGCGUCGGUUUUUAUUUCACUCUCUGUGUCUCUAGAAAAAGAAAAAAAAAGGAGUCUAUUUUGCUCGGGCGGGGAGCAAAACCUAGGCGGAGAGUGUCGCUAGAGAGAAAGCGCACACUGCAACAGUUUCCCCCCAGAGCGCCGCCGUCGAAAGCGAAACGAGCCGGAGCCGUCGCCGUCGAGCGGCCAUGGCGCCGCCGCGGCAGGACUCCCCGGAGGGUUUGGAGGUGCAGUGCGCGGGGUGCGGCGAGACGCUGGAGGUGGACCCGGGCCUGACGGAGUUCAUCUGCCCGGACUGCGCUACGCCGCAGUCGCUCCCGCCGGAGCUCAUGCCGCCGCCACCGCCGCGGCGGAAGGCGCUGCCCCUGCCCCGCGCGGCCGCCGACGUCCGGGGCGCGCGGCUGCCGUGCGGCUCCUGCGGCGCGCUCCUGAGCGUGCCCGUCGGACUGGCGCGCUGCGCCUGCCCGGUCUGCGGCGCCGAGCUCGCCGUCGACACCGCGCGGCUCCGGCAUUACCUCCUCUCGUCCGCCACGGCGGAGGGCGCCUUGCCCGUGGUGCCACUCGGCGACCCCUCGGCCCCACCCAUCCUCCAAGCCCAGCAGGUGCGGCAAGAACAUCCUAAUUUUGGGAUUCGUGCAGGACUUUUGUGGACAGAUCCUGAUAAUCGGACAAAUUGUAUGGGACAGGUACAAACAAAUCAUCCAAAUCAGCUUAUUCCAGAGCAGGCAGAUCUGGAUAAUCCUGGUUCUACGAUUGAGAGAGGGGAGGUACAUGAUGUCAGUGGAAUUUUUACUAAGCGGACAAGCAUGCAUUCAGUUGGCCCUGGAAUUGUUAGUCCCGAAAGGAGACAUGAAGAGCCUCAAAAUCAUGACCGCCAUCAGGGGCAAGUUCAAUCAUCCACAACGCGUAUAAAUUGCGGAACUGGGCAAUCUGCUGCCCCCCAAACUGUAAAUAUAGAAAAGAGGCAGCUGCUCACUCCCGAUCAGACCAUACAACAGGCACAAAAACAGCCUUCUUGUCGUGCAAUAUGUACAGAGAAGGCUCAUGCAGAGGAUGCAGAUGGGGUGAUUCAUGUCCAGGAAAAGCAACAACAGUGUGUCAGCCAGGUAAAUCAUACAGAAGAAUUAUGCACUCAAGCGGCCGACGAGAUAAUUACAAGGGACAGCAAUGGAACGAGAGUCGGGUACGCAGCUUGCAGUGAUGCUGCAUUUGCAGAGAGGAGGAAGGUGCAUGAAGCAAAUGACCCUAUAAAACAGGUGCAAACACAACAAUCUGAUUCAGCGGUUCAUAUGGAACCGGAAAAUCAAGUGAUCCAUGUAGAAAAGGAACAAUCAAAAUCUUUCAGUUGCAGAACCCCCAAGCAAAAAAAGAAGGGUUUGACAGCUGCGUCCAAUCCAGGUCUUCAACUUAGGCGCAGCAAACGUUUGGUGAAAGAUUCACCUGCUUCCAUAGACCAAGAACCUGUUCAAAAUGAGUUUCUUGAGAGUCAAGAAGGAACUUCGAUUAGCCACAUACCAGCCACCGUCAGAGUCAGUGAACCAACAGAAAAUGAUUCUGAUUCACAGCAUGCUGGCUCUCCAGAACAGAGUGAACCAACAGAAAGUGAUCCUGAUUGGCAGCAUGCUGGUUCUCCAGAACAGAGUUUAUCGGACUCUCCAGAUAUUAAUAGAAUCAUCAACAAUUUAAAGCCUAGUCCAUCCCCUCCGUGUGAGAUGCAUGAACCAAGCUCUAACAAGUUAGACAGCCCUCAUUUAACUACACCAACUUCCAAUUCAGAUCUCAACUUGUCUGAUCCCGAGCAGUUUGCACGUAAUUACAUCCCCUCUGAGGUUAGGAAGGCCCUUCCAGAGCUGAGAUCUAAUUCAUUGUUUGAGCAUACCAUGUCCCAGGCAAACUAUGGCGAGGGAAGCCUUCAUGAUUUAACUGAUUCAGAAGGAGACGACCCUUGUAGCCCGACUCUCCAGAAUGUUGGUACCAAGAGAAACCACAGACGUCUCCGUUGUGGUCUGAAACUCAGUCUUGAGGUGUGGACCUUGCCUAAGGGUGUGCGCAUACCUGUUUCAUUGAACACUUCAGGUGAACCUGUUGGAAAAGCAGCAGGCACCCUAAGUAACUUUUUGUGUGCAAUAGCAAGAGAUGGCGUAUUGGCACCGCUAACAUAUCAUGAUUGGAGGCGUGUUCCGGAGAAAAACAAGAAUAUAAUCUGGCAUAUUGUCAAGCUCAAAUUUGACAUUGCUCCGGUUGGUGAGUUAUGGAUCAUGAAGUCCUUAGGAAAGAGGUGGAGGAGUUGGAAAUCUUUCUUGAAACUACAACACUACGAUACUCAUGAGACGGAAGAGGAACGCCUUGCUGAUCGAAAUCCUCGUGUUCUCAAAGAACAGUGGCAAUUUCUAGUUGCAUAUUGGAGUACUGAAAAGGCGAAGGCCGCAAGUGCUCGCAGUAAAGCUUGUCAGUCAAAUGUGGUCGCUCAUCAUACUGCAGGAACAAAGAGCUUUGCAAGGAUAAUCGAGGAGGAGAAGCAAAAACGGCCUAACAAGGACGGGCCUAGUGUUGAGGAUUUGUUCAUAAUGACUCAUACACCCAAGAAUGGGAAACCUAUGAAGAAGGCAACAGCUGAUGCCAUUGCACGACUUCGUAAGCAGGUAGAGAGUUCAGGAGGUGAUUCUGCUGCACAUGACUCCUCCUCGAAGGUCCCACGAGGGAAGGCAGUCCUGCAAGCAUCCUUCAAGGAAGCCAUGGAGGCUAAACGCAGAGCUGAAGACGAGGCAUCGGCGUUGAAGGAAAAAAUGAUGGCAAUGGAAGAAAGCCAGAGAAAGAUGCAGGAAGAUUUGGCGAAUAUGAAGAGCGCAGUUAGCGCUAUACACAAGACAGCGCCAACUGGUGACUUGCAAGGUCAACAAAUGCACAAAAAAACGCCUGUUAGUAAAAACUCUCAAGCCGAGCCAACAGGUGGAGCAUCGUUUCCUCCAGGUUUCGCAAAGAAUCCGAAUCCUUCACAACCCAUGCGGCGUUCAAAACGGGCCAAGCGCUCGUGAAUCUUCAUCGAUAUGUUGAUGUCCCCUGACGGUAUGAUCAUUUGACACCACCUCGUCAGCAGCUCCGAUCUUCACUCCACAUGCAAUGUGUGUCAACGGAUCUAAGAAAUGAAUGAGAAAGAGGGCGAGCGUUUAGCUGCUUGUUCAUGUGUAACCUUUUGUCUGUUAGUUGCUGACUUGCUGUAAACUGUUGACCUUGGAUCAUGAUAUUGUGCAUAUUAUGUCAUGACAUGAUUGUGUACUUUGUGCUUCA